Chlorella variabilis is the source of this 2106-nucleotide messenger RNA. RefSeq lists its product as hypothetical. NCBI's taxonomy places the organism in Eukaryota, Viridiplantae, Chlorophyta, Trebouxiophyceae, Chlorellales, Chlorellaceae. The record is from RefSeq and is a predicted model, not a curated record. The coding region runs from base 1 to 2106 and encodes 701 amino acids. The transcript is spliced from 7 exons.
AUGCCCAAAAGGAAGAAUGCUGCCAAGCGGCAGCAAGCCGCAGCCGCAGCCGCGGACGCCACCCCUGCCGCGGGCACCGCCGCCGCGGCUGCCGGUGGUUCCACACCGGCGGCAGCAGAGGAGCCCCAGGCAUCGCAGCGCCGACAAGCAGAGGCCGCGGAGGAUGCCGCAUCAGAUGCGGAGCAGGAAGAGGCGGCAGCAUCAGCAUCAGCGGGGGCACGGCUGCAAGGCGCGGCAGUGGUGGCCGCCUUGCUGCUCCUUGUGUACAGCCACCAUGCGGCGGUGCGGCUGCUGUCCCCACAGACGGGAGAGUGGCUUGCGGCCUCAUUCUGCAGCCUGGCGCUCUUCGCUGUCGCCGCCGUGGCUGCUGUGGCGGGGCACACCACAGAACAGAUGAUGGCUGCGCUGCGCACCGUCGCGGCGCGGCAGGCCGGCGGCGGCAGUGCGAGCGGCGGCAGCGUGGCGGCUGCGGCCGGCUGGGCUGGCGCGGCCCUCGCGGCGCUGCUGCUGGCAGCGCGCUGGCGUGGAGGCUCGCUGAUAGGCCUCGCUGGUAGCUGGCUGCUGGCCCCGGGGCUUGCAGACGACUCCACUCUGCGCAUCAGCGAUGCCGAGCUGACUCUGCGAUGCAUGGCGCUGGCGGCAGCCACCUGCGGCCCGCUCUUCGCCUCGCUGGCCUUUGCGGCGGGGGCAGGUGCCUGCGCCGCCACCCGGGCCGACCUCUCCUCCCGGCGCCGCCUGCUGCUGCUGCUGCUGCUGCUGACGGGCGCAGCGGGCGCGGCGAUGGUGCGAGGCCUCCCGCCCGGGCUGGUGCCGCCUCGGCCCGCGGGCACGCUGCCCGCUGCCAUUGCAGUGGCAGCGGCGGCAGUGACUGCGGCCCUCCUGCCCAGCGCCUUUCCAGACCCUCCUGAGGAUCAGGCUGCUGCCGCUGGCGGUCCCCGGCAGCACAAGCACAAGGGGCGGUGCGCCGCUGGCACCAGCCAGCGCAGCCGCAGGCAGGCGGGGCUCAGUUGGCGGCACGGAGCUGCUGCCAUGGCGGCGGUGGCGGCGGCAGCCGCGGGGCAGCUGGCGCUGGGCCGCCCCUGCGCGGCGCCCCGGGAGGUGGAGGGCGGGCGGUACCGCGUGCUGUGGCAGUACCGCCUGCUGCGCAUGGACCACAGCGUGCUGGGUGGCGAGUACAUGGCGCCCGCUGACGUGGCGGGACAGACCAUCUACACAGCCUUCUACCUGCAGCAGGCGGCAGUGCUGCUGCGCCCCAACGGCACCCGCUCGCUGCACGUCGGCCUGGGCGUGGGCACAGCCGUCAAGGGCAUGCAGCGGCUGGGCGUGGCGGCAGAUUCCAUGGAGCUUCACCCCGAGGUCCUGCAAGCCGCCGCCAGCUUCUUUGCCCUGCGGCCCGGCCUGCACGGCGGGCGGGCGCUGGUGGGGGAUGCUGCGCAGCUGGUGCCGCGGCUGCGCCUGGAGGGAGGCGCGGGUCGGUACGACUACAUCCUCCACGACGUGUUCAGCGGCGGCGGCGCGGCGGGCGCGCUGAUGGUGCCCCCCUUCUACCGCCAGCUCAGCCGCCUGCUGGCGCCAGGUGGCGUGGCCGCCGUCAACUUCUACGGCGGCAAGGGGCAGGGCCUCAAGCAGGCCUGGUGCCGCCUGCGCCUGGUCUUCGACUCAGUGCGCGCUUUCUCAGAUGUGGAGCGGGCACGUGUGCGCAACCACGUGUUGUUUGCCUCGCGCGCCGACUUGGGCGCCGUCAACCUGACCUGGGCGGUACAGGCGGUACAACAGGCGGCACAACAGGCGGCGGGCGACAGCGGGGCGGCAGAGGCGGUGGACCCGCUGCAGCUGCGGGUGUGGGCUGCCCUGCCUGGCCAGGAAGUGAAGCUGAUGUAUGACCGACAGCGGUGCCAGCAGAUGCUGGCCUGGCACGACGGGCUGCCAGCAGGGCGGCCCGGCGGCGGCGGCAGCCAGCCACGGGGCCAGCCGCGCGGCCAGCCGCGCGGCCAGCCGCCGCGGCUGUGGCGGGCGGCCAAGGAGGCCCGGGAGCGGCACGCCCUGGCCACCGCACACUGGGUGGUGGCGCGCACCCAGUUUGCAGACUCGCUCUGGCUGUCGUGA